Messenger RNA from Knipowitschia caucasica, 6846 nucleotides. The record is from the annotation of a GenBank genome assembly. Lineage: Eukaryota; Metazoa; Chordata; Actinopteri; Gobiiformes; Gobiidae.
AUGAAGGGCAAAGCAGCGGUGCACUCCUUCUUAAAGCCGCCCGUGGCUCAAGGAAAGUGUGGCAGAAGUCAUGGCCCCAAAGAAGUGCUCCAUCUCCGGCAGCAGCAGAGGACCUUCAGGACCCACGCCCCCAGGCUCGCCUACGCCAAGGACCUGUUCCUGGGACAAGUGAACAAGAACGAGGUUUUCCCUUAUCCUGAAAUCUCUAACGAUGAAGUGGAGGAGGUGGCUCAGCUGGUGGCUCCUGUGGAGAGAUACUUCGCUGAAGAAGUGGACUCUGCGAGGAUCGACAGAGAAGCAAAGAUUCCUCCUGAAACUCUGACUGGACUCAAAGAACUGGGGCUGUUCGGGAUGCAGAUCCCAGAGGAGUACGGUGAGACACUCAUCAUGGGUGCAGAUCCCAGAGGAGUACGAUCCCAGAGGAGUACGGUGAGACACUCAUCAUGGGUUCAGAUCCCAGAGGAGUACUGUGAGACACUCAUCAUGGGUUCAGAUCCCAGAGGAGUACGAUCCCAGAGGAGUACGGUGAGACACUCAUCAUGGGUGCAGAUCCCAGAGGAGUACGGUGAGACACUCAUCAUGGGUUCAGAUCCCAGAGGAGUACGAUCCCAGAGGAGUACGGUGAGACACUCAUCAUGGGUUCAGAUCCCAGAGGAGUACGGUGAGACACUCAUCAUGGGUUCAGAUCCCAGAGGAGUACGAUCCCAGAGGAGUACGGUGAGACACUCAUCAUGGGUUCAGAUCCCAGAGGAGUACGGUGAGACACUUUCAUCAUGGGUUCAGGUCCCAGAGGAGUACGGUGAGACACUCAUCAUGGGUUCAGAUCCCAGAGGAGUACGAUCCCAGAGGAGUACGGUGAGACACUCAUCAUGGGUGCAGAUCCCAGAGGAGUACGGUGAGGCACUCAUCAUGGGUUCUGAUCCCAGAGGAGUACGAUCCCAGAGGAGUACGGUGAGACACUCAUCAUGGAUUCAGAUCCCAGAGGACUACAGUGAGACACUUUCAUCAUGGGUUCAGAUCCCAGAGGAGUACGGUGAGACGCUCAUCAUGGGUGCAGAUCCCAGAGGAGUACGAUCCCAGAGGAGUACGGUGAGACACUCAUCAUGGGUUCAGAUCCCAGAGGAGUACGGUGAGACACUCAUCAUGGGUGCAGAUCCCAGAGGAGUACGAUCCCAGAGGAGUACGGUGAGACACUCAUCAUGGGUUCAGAUCCCAGAGGAGUACGGUGAGACACUUUCAUCAUGGGUUCAGAUCCCAGAGGAGUACGGUGAGACACUCAUCAUGGGUUCAGAUCCCAGAGGAGUACGAUCCCAGAGGAGUACGGUGAGACACUCAUCAUGGGUGCAGAUCCCAGAGGAGUACGGUGAGACACUCAUCAUGGGUUCAGAUCCCAGAGGAGUCCCAGAGGAGUACGGUGAGACACUCAUCAUGGGUUCAGAUCCCAGAGGAGUACGAUCCCAGAGGAGUACGGUGAGACACUCAUCAUGGGUGCAGAUCCCAGAGGAGUACGGUGAGACACUCAUCAUGGGUUCUGAUCCCAGAGGAGUACGAUCCCAGAGGAGUACGGUGAGACACUCAUCAUGGAUUCAGAUCCCAGAGGACUACAGUGAGACACUUUCAUCAUGGGUUCAGAUCCCAGAGGAGUACGGUGAGACGCUCAUCAUGGGUGCAGAUCCCAGAGGAGUACGAUCCCAGAGGAGUACGGUGAGACACUCAUCAUGGGUGCAGAUCCCAGAGGAGUACAGUGAGACACUUUCAUCAUGGGUUCAGGUCCCAGAGGAGUACGGUGAGACACUCAUCAUGGGUUCAGAUCCCAGAGGAGUACGAUCCCAGAGGAGUACGGUGAGACACUCAUCAUGGGUUCUGAUCCCAGAGGAGUACGGUGAGACACUCAUCAUGGGUUCAGAUCCCAGAGGAAUCCCAGAGGACUACAGUGAGACACUUUCAUCAUGGGUUCAGAUCCCAGAGGAGUACGGUGAGACGCUCAUCAUGGGUUCAGAUCCCAGAGGAGUACGGUCCCAGAGGAGUACGGUGAGACACUCAUCAUGGGUGCAGAUCCCAGAGGAGUACGGUGAGACACUUUCAUCAUGGGUUCAGGUCCCAGAGGAGUACGAUGAGACACUCAUCAUGGGUUCAGAUCCCAGAGGAGUACGAUCCCAGAGGAGUACGGUGAGACACUCAUCAUGGAUUCAGAUCCCAGAGGACUACAGUGAGACACUCAUCAUGGGUUCAGAUCCCAGAGGAGUACGAUCCCAGAGGAGUACGGUGAGACACUCAUCAUGGGUGCAGAUCCCAGAGGAGUACGGUGAGACACUCCUCAUGGGUUCAGAUCCCAGAGGAGUACGGUGUGACACUCAUCAUGGGUUCAGAUCCCAGAGGAGUACGAUCCCAGAGGAGUACUGUGAGACACUCAUCAUGGGUUCAGAUCCCAGAGGAGUACGAUCCCAGAGGAGUACGGUGAGACACUCAUCAUGGGUGCAGAUCCCAGAGGAGUACGGUGAGACACUCAUCAUGGGUUCAGAUCCCAGAGGAGUACGAUCCCAGAGGAGUACGGUGAGACACUCAUCAUGGGUGCAGAUCCCAGAGGAGUACGGUGAGACACUCAUCAUGGGUGCAGAUCCCAGAGGAGUACGAUCCCAGAGGAGUACGGUGAGACACUCAUCAUGGGUUCUGAUCCCAGAGGAGUACGGUGAGACACUCAUCAUGGGUUCAGAUCCCAGAGGAGUACGAUCCCAGAGGAGUACGGUGAGACACUCAUCAUGGGUUCAGAUCCCAGAGGAGUACGGUGAGACACUCAUCAUGGGUGCAGAUCCCAGAGGAGUACGAUCCCAGAGGAGUACGGUGAGACACUCAUCAUGGGUUCAGAUCCCAGAGGAGUACGGUGAGACACUUUCAUCAUGGGUUCAGAUCCCAGAGGAGUACGGUGAGACACUCAUCAUGGGUGCAGAUCCCAGAGGAGUACAAUCCCAGAGGAGUACGGUGAGACACUCAUCAUGGGUUCAGAUCCCAGAGGAGUACGGUGAGACACUUUCAUCAUGGGUGCAGAUCCCAGAGGAGUACGGUGAGACACUCAUCAUGGGUUCUGAUCCCAGAGGAGUACGAUCCCAGAGGAGUACGGUGAGACACUCAUCAUGGGUUCAGAUCCCAGAGGAGUACGGUGAGACACUCAUCAUGGGUGCAGAUCCCAGAGGAGUACGAUCCCAGAGGAGUACGGUGAGACACUCAUCAUGGAUUCAGAUCCCAGAGGACUACAGUGAGACAUUUUCAUCAUGGGUUCAGAUCCCAGAGGAGUACGGUGAGACACUCAUCAUGGGUUCAGAUCCCAGAGGAGUACGAUCCCAGAGGAGUACGGUGAGACACUCAUCAUGGAUUCAGAUCCCAGAGGACUACAGUGAGACACUUUCAUCAUGGGUUCAGAUCCCAGAGGAGUACGGUGAGACGCUCAUCAUGGGUGCAGAUCCCAGAGGAGUACGAUCCCAGAGGAGUACGGUGAGACACUCAUCAUGGGUGCAGAUCCCAGAGGAGUACAGUGAGACACUUUCAUCAUGGGUUCAGGUCCCAGAGGAGUACGGUGAGACACUCAUCAUGGGUUCAGAUCCCAGAGGAGUACGAUCCCAGAGGAGUACGGUGAGACACUCAUCAUGGGUGCAGAUCCCAGAGGAGUACGGUGAGACACUCAUCAUGGGUUCUGAUCCCAGAGGAGUACGAUCCCAGAGGAGUACGGUGAGACACUCAUCAUGGAUUCAGAUCCCAGAGGACUACAGUGAGACACUUUCAUCAUGGGUUCAGAUCCCAGAGGAGUACGGCGAGACGCUCAUCAUGGGUUCAGAUCCCAGAGGAGUCCCAGAGGAGUACGGUGAGACACUUUCAUCAUGGGUUCAGAUCCUAGAGGAGUACGGUGAGACACUCAUCAUGGGUGCAGAUCCCAGAGGAGUACGAUCCCAGAGGAGUACGGUGAGACACUCAUCAUGGGUGCAGAUCCCAGAGGAGUACGGUGAGACACUCAUCAUGGGUUCAGAUCCCAGAGGAGUACGAUCCCAGAGGAGUACGGUGAGACACUCAUCAUGGGUUCAGAUCCCAGAGGAGUACGGUGAGACACUCAUCAUGGUUCAGAUCCCAGAGGAGUACGGUGAGACACUCAUCAUGGGUUCAGAUCCCAGAGGAGUACGAUCCCAGAGGAGUACGGUGAGACGCUCAUCAUGGGUGCAGAUCCCAGAGGAGUACGGUGAGACACUCAUCAUGGGUUCAGAUCCCAGAGGAGUACGAUCCCAGAGGAGUACGGUGAGACACUCAUCAUGGGUGCAGAUCCCAGAGGAGUACAGUGAGACACUUUCAUCAUGGGUUCAGGUCCCAGAGGAGUACGGUGAGACACUCAUCAUGGGUUCAGAUCCCAGAGGAAGGAGUACGGUGAGACACUCAUCAUGGGUUCAGAUCCCAGAGGAGUACGGUGAGACACUUUCAUCAUGGGUUCAGAUCCCAGAGGAAUCCCAGAGGAGUACGGUGAGACGCUCAUCAUGGGUUCAGAUCCCAGAGGAGUACGGUGAGACACUUUCAUCAUGGGUUCAGAUCCCAGAGGAGUACGGUGAGACACUCAUCAUGGGUUCAGAUCCUAGAGGAGUACGGUCCCAGAGGAGUACGGUGAGACACUCAUCAUGGGUGCAGAUCCCAGAGGAGUACAGUGAGACACUUUCAUCAUGGGUUCAGGUCCCAGAGGAGUACGGUGAGACACUCAUCAUGGGUUCAGAUCCCAGAGGAGUACGAUCCCAGAGGAGUACGGUGAGACACUCAUCAUGGAUUCAGAUCCCAGAGGACUACAGUGAGACACUUUCAUCAUGGGUUCAGAUCCCAGAGGAGUACGGUGAGACGCUCAUCAUGGGUUCAGAUCCCAGAGGAAUCCUAGAGGAGUACGGUGAGACACUUUCAUCAUGGGUUCAGGUCCCAGAGGAGUACGGUGAGACACUCAUCAUGGGUGCAGAACUGCAGAUCCCAGAGGAGUACAGUGAGACACUUUCAUCAUGGGUUCAGGUCCCAGAGGAGUACGGUGAGACACUCAUCAUGGGUUCAGAUCCCAGAGGAGUACGAUCCCAGAGGAGUACGGUGAGACACUCAUCAUGGGUUCAGAUCCCAGAGGAGUACGGUGAGACACUUUCAUCAUGGGUUCAGAUCCCAGAGGAGUACGGUGAGACACUUUCAUCAUGGGUUCAGAUCCUAGAGGAGUACGGGGGUCUGGGACUGUCCAACACCAUGUACGCUCGGAUCGCUGAGAUCACAGCCUUAGACGGCUCCAUCGCGGUGACGCUGGCGGCUCAUCAGGCCAUCGGGCUCAAGGGAAUCCUCAUCGCUGGGACCGAAGAGCAGAAGAACAAGUAUCUGCCCAGACUGGCCACAGGAGAACAUGUGGCAGCGUUCUGUCUGACGGAGCCGGGAAGUGGCAGUGACGCCGCCUCCAUCCAGACCAGAGCCACUCUGUCCCAGGACGGCUCACAUUAUCUGAUCAGCGGCUCCAAGAUUUGGAUUUCUAACGGAGGCUUCGCAGACGUCAUGACGGUGUUUGCUCGAACCGAAGUCGAAGACGGAGGAGUGAAAAAAGACAAGAUCACAGCCUUCAUUGUGGAGAGAGCGUACGGCGGCAUCACCAGCGGCAAACCAGAGGACAAGCUGGGGAUCCGAGGGUCCAACACGUGUGAAGUGGCCUUUGACAACGUCCCAGUCCCGGUGGAGAAUGUUAUCGGUGAAGUCGGAGGAGGAUUCAAAGUCGCUAUGAAUAUAUUAAACUCAGGACGCUUCAGUAUGGGAAGUUCUUCAGCUGGAAUGAUCAAGAAACUCAUCGAAUUGACGUCUGAGUACGCUGCUACACGGAAGCAGUUCAACAAGAGCCUGGGUGAAUUUGGAAUGGUCCAGGAGAAGUUUGCGGUGAUGGCCAUGAGCGCGUACGUGAUGGAGAGCAUGGCGUACCUCACAGCCGGGAUGAUGGACCGACCCGGGCUCCCAGACUGCUCUGUGGAAGCCGCCAUCGUCAAGAUCUUCAGCUCAGAGGGAGGCUGGGUCUGUGUGAGUGAAGCCCUGCAGGUCCUGGGGGGUCUGGGAUACACCAAGAACUAUCCUUUUGAGAGAUACGUCCGGGACUGUCGCAUCCUGCCCAUUUUUGAGGGGACCAAUGAGAUCCUGAGAAUGUACAUCUCUCUCACUGGGAUGCAGUACGCAGGAAAGAUUCUCACCGGGAAAAUCAAAGAGAUGAAGAAGGGGAACAUUGGUCUUGCUCUGGGGAUGGUGGGACAGAAGCUCAGGACGGCGAUGGGCGGCAGCGUGGACCACGGUCUGACCGGGAAGGACGGUCUGGUUCAUCCCAGUUUAGCAGAAAGUGCAAAGAUGUUGGAGCAGAACGUGUCGCUGUUCGGGACGACGGUGGAGAGUCUGCUCUACAGAUACGGGAAGACGGUGGUGGACGAGCAGCUGGUUCUGAAGCGUGUGGCAGACGUCCUCAUUAACCUUUACGCCAUGACCGCGGUUCUGUCCCGGACCAGCCGCUCCAUCAGCAUCGGGCUGCGGCACCACGACCACGAGGUGCUGCUGGCAAACACUUUCUGCACCGAGGCGCACUUUAAGAGCAAUUACCUGAUGGCGCAGCUGCAGAAGCACUCUCCAGAGAACAACGACGCCAACAUCAAGAAAAUCGCAAAAGUGGUUUUAGAAAACAGGUCAGAACCUUCUGACCACGCCCUGACCCCACCCCCUGGAGAGAACCCUCUGACCACGCCCCCACCCUCUGACCACGCCCUGACCCCCCCCCCUGGAGAGAACCUUCUGACCACGGGCUACCCCCACCCUCUGGAGAGAACCCUCUGA